UAAGGAACUUCUCUUACCAAUCCCGUAGCUAGUCGGACCUCCUCGAUGGAACAAGACGACCCUUUUGCGGAACAUAAGCGCAAUGUUGUUUCAGCUGCUACGAAGAUUAAGAAUACUGUUGCACCAUGUGUCUUCAGACUCUUCAUGAGGUCUGUCGACUUUGGGAUCGAACAGCUGAUGGAAACGCCUACCGGUGGAGGGUUGAAUACACUUGAGAUGAAUGUUCUUGCUGUUGAUUAUGAAGAUGGAAAGCUUGUUAGUCAUCUUCUGAAGCUCAUGGCAAUUGAACCAACAUCAGAGAUAACUGAGUGGCCUUCUAGAAGGAAACAGUCUGAACUCAGCAAGCAAAUCUCAGCAAUGCAGAACUUUCAUGGCCUUGUUCAAUUGAUGUUGGCAUCUAAUCCGUGUCCAGGUGUCAGGCAGCUGAGGGACAUCAGUAGUAUCCCAUCAUUAGUCGCUUACCUUGGAUACAAUUACUGUCUCCGACUGACACUGUUUACUAUGGCAACUUCAGAUGACAUGAUGCGUAUGAUGAGAGAGGACAUUUUUGCUGCUAUGGCUAGUGUAGAGUAUCUGACUCGCAAGCUCAAUAUAAUGGCAGCUAAAAGUAAAUUGCAUGCAUCAUGGGUAUUUGCCAAGGAAGCAGCCAAGAAGUUUGUGGAUAAUCCCAAUUCUGUGAGGCCAUAUGGUAUAGCCAGAGAUGCUUUAAGUGACACAGUAGGGUGGAUCAUUCAUGAAGUUGCUACAAAAGUCAGCAAGCCACUGAGUUACAUUGUCAUGCAUUGUCAUAUUGUGGCAUUACUCUGUGGUGUCCUGCAGUCAGGUGAGAUGCCAAAACUUGGUACUUUUCACAGUUAUCUAGAAGUGUCAAAGAAACUCCCAAACUCUUGGUUCGGAAAACGUUACACAAAAUUGUCAUCUGAAGCACGACAGGUCAUGCUUACUGGUCUCAAGAAGCAACUGAGUUUGGAUGACUUGAGAGAACUGUAUCGUACAAUGGUUUGGAUGUCAAGAAACUUCAUAUAUUAUUUUCGACCUGACUAUGUUGAAUAUGAAGCAUAUUCUCAGGUUAACGUUGUCCAACUGCCAACACAUGAAAAAGAUCUUAAAACAACAGGCAACAAAUUUGGUGAGGGAGCAAGUGCUAAGAAGUCGACUGCAUGUAAAAUUAGCAUCCCGACAGUUACUUCAACUGACCAGAGUGGAAAUAGGAUUGAUAUUCAAGUACAACACAUUGCUGCAAAGAUCGACGAUGAGCUAUUGUGUGCACAAAAUGUAGCACAAGUCAAACGUAUCAAACAGAGAUUGAAUUUCUUUGCUCAAUACUUAGAUGGUAGAAACAAGCAGUUGGAAAAAGAGUGUAAAGAUCUGGAAAUUGGUUUCUUGAGAUAUACCAGGCAUUCAGCUGUCUUUUCUGUAUUAGUAGUAGAAUUUGAAAAGAAGCAAGUAGAACAGGAAAUAUUGAAAAAAUUGAUUGUCCUCUUUCACCGAUUGAAGCUUGAUGCAACAAGUAGAGGAACAGAGCUGGGAGAAGGACGAAGGAAUGAGAGAAGUGGAGGUAGAGUUGCUGAGCCUUUUUCAGAAAGUCUGCAAGCUGAUCCAAGUCAAAUCGUGAUUGCAAUCUGUUCAGCUCUUGGAUUAAGCAUCGAUUAGCUAAAAUAAUUUCUAAUGCUGCACUAGUCUUUGCAAAGUUAACUUUAGAUUUUUACAAUAUUGUCAGGUGAUUCAUUUGUGUGAUCGACUCAAAACUAAACAGUGUGUGCUACUGUGCUGUAGAUAUACAGGAAUCCGCGCAAUUGUUUGGUGUGUGGUUUAAUUUUCUAUUAUAUAUAUACCAAGUCUAAAA
Messenger RNA from Corticium candelabrum, 1846 nucleotides. RefSeq lists its product as uncharacterized. Lineage: Eukaryota; Metazoa; Porifera; Homoscleromorpha; Homosclerophorida; Plakinidae. The record is from RefSeq and is a predicted model, not a curated record. Bases 46 to 1653 code for a protein of 535 amino acids. The transcript is spliced from 5 exons.